Messenger RNA from Daphnia magna, 1378 nucleotides. RefSeq lists its product as uncharacterized. The transcript is spliced from 6 exons. The record is from RefSeq and is a predicted model, not a curated record. Lineage: Eukaryota; Metazoa; Arthropoda; Branchiopoda; Diplostraca; Daphniidae. Bases 470 to 952 code for a protein of 160 amino acids.
ACUCUAGAUGGCGUGGAUGUGCGGCUAUAAUGGAGAUUUUGAGUGACAAGUUAAACGUAAGUUUGUUACGUUAUCCUGUUAUGUGUUUCAAAGGAUUUUUCAUCAAAAAAUUUACGAUUGCUUUUUGUAUGUGGUGGUGUUUCGCCUUGUCAGCUAUGCCAGCUGCUGAACCAGCAGCCUGCAUUCCUGCUAUCAAUGUACAAUAAGGGAUCCUGGCACUUUAAGAAGGCCACUAUUCCUUAGAUAAAGAUCACCAUCCAGUUCAAGUACUGUUAAUGGACCUCAAGCCUUUUGUUUAAGCUUAGUGAUGUGUUCUCUUGUCAGUCAACGACAGAGUCUUCAUCUACUUUGUGUUGCUAACCAUCAGCCUUCAGCAUCCCAGGUCUCCAGAUUUCCAAGUUUCUCUGAUUAGCAAAAUUCCCGUCAGCUCUUCAUUGUGGCUUCUCUUCCUCUCUUCUUAGUCUGCUGAAUGCCAACAUUGAAUAAGGUUCAUCAUCAUUGCCUUUCCAUGUUCUUCUCACCGUUACUUAGCCAGCUCACAUGGAUAGGCUUUAAUAACAUCUCCAUUUUUUGGACUGCAAAUAUUCAUGUUCGUUCGGUACAACACUGCCGUUUUGACAAUUUCGGUAGUUUCGCCCCCAGUGGACCACACGCAACUACAUUUUCUUCGUCUUCCUGCCGUUGUUGUCAACGACUUCACCUCAUCGCUAUCUUCGUUGACAUCUUCGCCUUCAUCUCUGUCUCGUCGUCUUGGUCGUCUUCAUCUUCGUCUCGUCGUUUUGGUCGUCUUCGCCUUCAUCUCUGUCUCGUCGUCUUGGUCGUCUUCCCCUUCAUCCCCGUCUCGUCGUUUUGGUCGUCUUCGCCUUCAUCUCCGUCUCUCCGUCUCGUCGUCUUCGCUGUCUUUGUUUACGCCAUUACCUCGUCGCUGGCUUCUCCUUCGCCUUUCCCGUAGGGAAUUCAUCGUGGAUCGUCGCUCUGGUACUGUUUUAUUUUGCAUUGUUAUGUUUAAGUUAACCCGUUGGCUGCCACCCCGUUUGCGUCCCAUUUUUUUUGUAGCUUGUAGGGACCGGCCGCAAUGGCCUUCGCCGCAAGGCGCUUUAGGCAAUGCACCAGUAGGGACUUCUCUUUGUCGAUGCGGUGGCGGAUUCCUGAGGGUGUGCAUUCCCUGUAAUGGAUUCCGUCGCCGUGUCAACCCGGACUUGUCUUCGGACAAGUCCCACCUUGUUCGCGAUCCUUAAGACGCGAUGCGUAGCUACUGUAGUUUAAGCAACCUACGGGUUGCGUGGCCUGGCAGCCAACGGGUUAACUUAUAGUUAAGUGUAUGUAUGUUUGUGUAAAUAUAUUUGUGUAUGUAUUGUUAUGUAAAAUAGUGGUGGAA